AGAUACCCAUCUUAAUUCGUGGUCAAGGCGUAGCUAUGAUUCCGGCUUUACUCGACAGGGUCCAAUCAGACGAUCGGAUUUUGUCGGCCGGUCGCCAUGUUAUCAUUUUAGCGCAGUAAAUAUGCCGGAGCCGUCGAGCUGGGAAACCUGACCGGCAGGAGGAAUAUAUUGGCCAUUGGUUUCAUACCGGACGUGUGGCCUUAGAGCUUUACUUUUAAUACGUUCUCACCAUAAAAUUUUUGUAACCAAGAUUUGCUACAGAGUACAGAAUAUAACGGUCAUAAUGGAUUUAAGCGAUGAUGAAGAUUUUUAUGACUCUGAUCAGAGUGAUGUGGGCGAACAAAGCUUACAUACUAUGCUCAUUAAAACCCUUUAUGAUAAAGAUAAUGCAUAUGAAGAAUAUGUAGAACAAAUAGCUGGUGAAGAAGAAGCUUUGGAUAGUGUGCAAGAGGAAUUACUUGGCAAAGUGACAGAUGAUGGUGUUCAAGAAGAAUUUGCCAUAGGUCCAGUAUAUAGCGAGAAAGAAGAUACAAAUGAGAAUAAAAAGUCAAAAGAGCUAGAUUCAAUAUUUGUGAAAAAAUUAGAAAAUGCUGAAAAAGUAGUUUUAACACCAGAAGUUAUAGGCGAGUUAGAAAGAAAACAUUUUUUCGAUGUACUUGAUGAUGAUAAUUUUGAACCAAUAAAAAAAAAAAAAAAAUUAAACAAUGGCAAUAGUAAUAAUGCAAAUCCUCAUAAAACUAUUAUAAUGCAUAUACCUCGUUUCAUUCGAUGUAACAAAAUUAGUCAAUCUAUUCAAGUUCAAAAUAUUGUAUGCGGUGCAAACAUGGGAUGUCCUUUAGACUUGUUAAGAAUAGUGAUGUGGACUAGUAACUCUGAGUAUAAUCCAUUGCGAUUUAAUGGACUAAUUAUGCGUCUUCGUACUCCUAAUGUCACCAGUCUAUUAUUUCCAUCAGGCAAAAUGAUCAUGCAAGGCGCUAAAGAUGAUCAAACUGGAAAUAUAGGAUGUCGAAAAGUAGCCAAAAUUUUAGAGCAACUUGGACACAAUAUACAAUUUUGUGAUUAUACGGUACAUAAUAUUGUAUGUACAUGGGAUGUUGGUUUUCCAAUAAUGUUGGAAGAAUUAAAUACUGCUCACUCACAAUUUACCAGCUUUGAACCAGAAGUAUUUCCUGCAUUAAUUUAUCGGAUGGUCAGACCUCGAGCAGUGUUUUUAAUGUUUGUAAACGGAAAAGUAGUUUUGACAGGUCUCAAAACAAAAUCAGAUAUAAAAGAAUCUAUCUUUUUGAUGCAAGAUGUACUGAACAAUUUUCGAAAAACUUGACUUGAAUUUUAAUUUUUAAGUUAGCCUUUUUAAUUAUUGAAAUAUACAAAUUUAGUUAUUUAAUAAACUUA
Myzus persicae (green peach aphid) is the source of this 1392-nucleotide messenger RNA. Its product is annotated as TATA-box-binding protein-like. Bases 284 to 1321 code for a protein of 345 amino acids. Gene Ontology annotation, biological process: DNA-templated transcription initiation. The record is from RefSeq and is a predicted model, not a curated record. Gene Ontology annotation, molecular function: RNA polymerase II general transcription initiation factor activity; DNA binding. NCBI's taxonomy places the organism in Eukaryota, Metazoa, Arthropoda, Insecta, Hemiptera, Aphididae. The transcript has 7 exons.